UGCAGUGCAGAGUACUGCGCAUACAACUCUGUAAAGCUACGCGCUCUGAUCAGAGGCACUCCGCUCUCCACACAGGGCUUAAUGACAUUACCAGCGGUUUAUAGAGUCGUGCUUACACCUGAUAUGCUGCUAUUCUUUAACCAACUCUGGACUGUGUACACAGUGGUAGACCUUUAGACCAGUUGGCUUUGGAUAUAAUCUGUGGAGCGUUGGAGAAUAUAGGAGAGGAAGGAGUGCGUUCUCCCACCGAAGUGUUUUUUUUUGUGCUACGCGUCCACACGUGGCUGCUUUACAGCAGGGCUUUAAAGUACAGCCGCCACCUCACAGAGAUGCUGAAGACAGUGGGUUUUUUUAAGCACUGACGACUUAAAGCGCGAGCAGCCAGGAAAAGGGCUGAACUUUACGAUUCGGUGAGACUUAAAUAAGCAAACAUCAGCACAAAAAGUAAAGAGCGGAAAGAAGAAAAAAAACAGACGCGCAGGGGGCUUGGCCCAAAAAAAGUUCAUUACCAUUAACUUACCAACAAACCAAUAUUGGCUGUAUAUUUUUUUCUUUUUAAAAGCGUACCUCAUCAACCACCAAGAUUUCACCCAAAAGCAGACAAGAGGAUCGCCCUGCGCUGACGAGACUGGUCGGCAGGAAGCGGCUAAUAGCGGCUGGAGUGCUUGGAGUCGUCAUGGUGUUAGUGCUGGUGAUUCUGAUCCCAGUUCUGGUUAACUCCGCUGGAACUUCAGCGCACUAUGAGAUGCUGGGAACCUGCAGGAUGGUAUGUGAUCCAUAUGGAACCAAGUCACCGACCGCUACGGCAGACACGGUGCGAGCGGACAACAGCCUCAUGCAGUCUUUACCAACUUUUAUAACAGGUCCGAAAGGAGAACCGGGCCGCCCAGGGAAGGCUGGACCCAGAGGCAUCCCAGGUGAUCAGGGCCCGCCCGGUCCGAUGGGGCCACCCGGGGAGAAGGGGGAACCGGGGCGGCCUGGACUACCGGGGCCACCGGGACCCAAUGCCGCGGCGGGGGCUAUCAGCGCGGCUACGUACAGCACCGUUCCCAAAAUCGCGUUUUACGCAGGCCUUAAAAAACAGCACGAGGGCUACGAGGUGCUGAAAUUCGACGACGUGGUCACUAAUCUGGGGAACCAUUACGACCCCACAACAGGGAAGUUUACCUGCUCCAUACCUGGGAUAUACUUCUUCACUUAUCACGUCCUGAUGCGUGGAGGGGACGGAACCAGCAUGUGGGCAGAUCUCUGCAAAAACAAUCAGGUUCGAGCCAGUGCCAUAGCCCAGGACGCUGACCAGAACUAUGAUUAUGCCAGUAACAGUGCCGUGCUGCAUCUGGAGCCUGGAGACGAGGUCUACAUCAAACUGGACGGGGGCAAGGCCCACGGGGGCAACAACAACAAGUACAGCACCUUCUCUGGAUUCAUCAUCUACGCAGAUUAGCUAACAGACCUAGCCUCAACCCUCAGUCAACCUACAGCCUCACCUCUCAGUCAACCUACAGGCUCACCUCUCAGUCAACCUACAGGCUCACCUCUCAAUCAUACGGAACACCAUCUCCAUGAUCUGUCCUAUAGUAACUAUAUUAACUAUAGGCCCUAGUUACUAUAGUGACUAGUACUAUAUUUGAUAGUUGAGGCUAUAGGAGCUUGUUACUAAAGUUACUAUAGUGACGAAUACUAUAUUUGAGAGUUGAGGCUAUAGGACCUAGCCUCAACUCUCAGUCCUCCCUACAACCUCAACCCUCAGUCACAUACUUACAGAACACCCUCUCCAUCUAUAUGAUCUAGCCUCAACUUUCAACCCUCAGUCAUCUAAUAUCGCAGCCCC
Molecule: messenger RNA, 1831 nt
Organism: Salmo salar (Atlantic salmon)
Lineage: Eukaryota; Metazoa; Chordata; Actinopteri; Salmoniformes; Salmonidae
Gene: c1ql3a
Product: complement C1q like 3a
Molecular function (GO): protein binding
Source: RefSeq, a predicted model, not a curated record